UCCAGUUCCGUAAUUCCUUCCCAGCGUGUGUCACUGCUGCUAUCGGUCCUCUGUGUUUAUCAGCUCCGAGCCGGGGCCAUAAUGCAAGUUAUCAUCCCACAGGCUGAGCUUGCCGAACCGUGUUAUCACCAGCCAGGCUCGGAGCCCCAGUGGACAGAGCUAGAGGAGGGAGCCCGCCGUUAUCUGCCAAUGGCAGGACCUCAGAUGGAGGACAGCGCUCUGGACAUGGUGACAUGUGAAGAUGAUAGCGAGGAUGAGGAAGGAAUACAGAAUGGUGCGGAGGAAGAUGAAGAAUGUCAGGAGAUCAUUGAGCCCGCAGAGCUGAAAGCAGAGCCUGCUGAACAAAGUGACACAUUGACCCCCCAGGAGGAGGAAAUGGAAGAAGAAGCUGAAGCUUGCGCUGUGGAAUCUGAUGAAUUUUCACAGAAAGAGUAUCAUGGGAUGAAGAACCUACGAGAGGAUGAAAAACAAGGUCGUACAUAUCAUGAAUUUAACGAGGAGGCAUAUUGCGAUCGAUAUCGAGAUAUUUUUCCCAGUAAAAAUGUUGGACAGGAUGAGUUUGAUGAGCGGGUGGUGUGUCUAGAUAUAUGUACUUGUGACCUGCAGUUCAAGAUGGAUAUAGACCGAUUUGGGGGGCGCCCACUCUUAAAUUACACAUUUCCUUCUUUGUGGUCUGGGUCUAGAGCCACUCAAGGAGUGACAAAUGGGAAGGCAUACUUUGAAAUAAAGAGAACUGUGAAUCUUCCCCUAAAAGAUGGUUUUUCUGAAUUCCCAUUGCUACGUGUUGGAUGGUCUGUUGGCCAGUCGGGACCUCAGUUAGGGGAGGAUGAGCUGUCUUUUGCUUAUGACAGCCGAGGCUUCAAGGCUACCAAUUCACAUUUUGAAAUUUACGGGAAAACCUUUAGAGAAUACGAUGUGAUUGGCUGCUAUGCUGACUUGGAAGGUGCUGAAAUAAAGCUAUCAUUUUCCAAAAAUGGAGUAGACCUUGGUCUGGCCUUUGUUUUGGAAAAGAGUUCUCUUGGAGACAAGGCACUUAUACCCCAUGUGAUAUGCAAAGGCUGUGAAUUUCAAGCUAACUUUGGACAGAAGCUUCAACCAUGGCAUCAGCCACAUAGUGGAUUCAAAUAUCUGCAAGACAUGACGUCACAGGAGCUAAGACAAACAUCCCCAGUGCCAAAAUCGAUAGAGGAAUGUGAGUUACUGAUGAUGGUUGGGCUUCCUGGGGCAGGAAAGACGACAUGGGUUCAAAAACACAUGCAAGAAAACCCAGAUAAGAAUUAUAUACACCUGUGUAUAGACCGACUUAUACCACAAUUGAAGACUGCUGGACCUGAGCCUUUUGAGGAGAACUCCAAAACCAGGGACCGUUUGAUAAAGGUGGCCACACAAUGUCUAAACCGUCUCAUAGCAAUUGCUGGUCGCCGAAGAGGAAAUUACAUACUUGAUCAGUGCACAGUAUACGAUGGUGCUCAAAAAAGAAAGCUGAAGUGGUUUCCACGUUUCAUUCGUAAAGCAGUUCUGGUGGUCCCUAAAGAAGAAGAAUGGAAGAGGAGACUGGCAUUACGCAAAGAGGAGGGAGAGAUCUAUCCAGAGCCUAUCCUUUUAGACAUGAGAGCUCAUUUCAGUAUCCCAAAGAAGAAGAUAUUACAUGUGAGCAUGGUCAUUCAUUCUGAGCUCAGUCAUGGAGAAUCUGCAACGGUGAUUUGGAAUCUCAAGAAAGAAGCAUAUGAAAAGCUGGGCCCUGUUCAGAAAGACACAACUAGGAACACUUUCAAGGAGAUUUCAAAGCCACAUCCCUAUCAUCGGCCUUCACAUAUACAGCAACGUCCGAGACCAAAAGGGGUUUUCAAGAGUUUUCGUGGACCACACCGUCCUCAACAGAAUAGGUUCACUGCACCACAGAACUACAAUCUACAGUACAGCGAGGUACAGAAUUGGCAAGACUUCAGUGGAUGGCCUCCGUACUGGAAUUACAAUGGGUGGUAUAAUGGAUUAUGAUGGAAAUCUCCAACAUCCGUUUCCUGGCACCAUUUCAAUGUGUACAUAUAUAUAUAUAUAUUGUGUUUGGGUUGUGGGUUGUUUUGUUUUGUCUUUUUUUAAUCCCUUUGUAAUUCUUAAUUUAAACUAGCAUUUUUACUAUAUGUCAAUCCUUACCAUUUCCUUCUUUAUUCUCUAUUACUCAUUAACCCAUAGUGGAAAAUAUUGAAGGAUCAUUACUGCCUAGACAUACAAGGCCGAACUUUUCUGUUUUUGUUAUGGAAUUUAACACUGUGCAAACCUCCUUUUUGUUUGUUAGAAUUUUAAAUGCUGCACUGUAAUAUAUCAAUUUUUGAUUGAAGUUUAAAGACAAGUGAUUCAUCUAUCCUCCCAUUUCUUAUCAAAGCACAUGCUUUAUACACUAUUUAUUACGUAUAACCUUUGUAGUGGACUAUAUGUUGUUUACUUCGGAUGGUAGGAGUCCUCUGGUGUCUGUAUCCUGGUUAUGGGGAAAACCGUUUUACAACUUUUGCCCGAUUACCUGGUCCUGCUGGGCACUGGGUCUCCACUGAAGCAAGAUUUCACAUCUGACUUAUGUAGAGCUGCAGAAGUCAGAUGCAGAUUCUGACAAUCCUUUGUUGAAUUAGAUUCUGUGCAUCCACAUUUGCACAGAAUUGACAUUAGUCAGAGUGGAACCCUAUUUCUGGCUUGGAGAUGUUACUGGAGGUGGAGUUACACCGUUCAAAGCUAGACUCCAGCAUGGCUACUUCAAAUGUCUGAAGUGGUUAUAGUGCCUGGAGUAACCCUUUAAACCCUAGGAACUCUCUUGGUUUACCAUCCCAUUGCAAAGCUCCCACUUGUGUCCACUGAUGCACAGUAGAAGUGUAUAUAUGUGCAGUUUUUUGACCAUCCUACACCCAACUGUAAAUCAGUGGAAAAUUCCAGUCCACUAAUGUACAUAAUGAUAGGUCUUGUUCUUCAUUAUUCAACAGCCACACAUUCCUAAUGAUUCCCCCACUAUGGAUAAGUUUAGUUGACAAGCAGAAUUAUUCACACUACAGUGAAUAAGUUGGAUGACGUUUAUGGUACUUGGCUCUAAAUUAGUAAUGCUUCACCGGAGGUAAUGGUCUCCCUGAACAAAUAACAACCAUUUUAUUUGACUUCAGAUUUUUUUUUUUUUUUAAUGGGAUACUUAUGAUGUGAAAAAUAAAAUUUAUCUUUACAGUAA
Molecule: messenger RNA, 3205 nt
Organism: Pelobates fuscus (common spadefoot toad)
Lineage: Eukaryota; Metazoa; Chordata; Amphibia; Anura; Pelobatidae
Product: heterogeneous nuclear ribonucleoprotein U-like protein 2
Exons: 14
Coding region: 82-1998 (638 amino acids)
Cellular component (GO): nucleoplasm; membrane
Molecular function (GO): RNA binding; protein binding
Source: RefSeq, a predicted model, not a curated record